This is a messenger RNA of Ixodes scapularis (black-legged tick), 1758 nucleotides long. RefSeq lists its product as uncharacterized. The record is from RefSeq and is a predicted model, not a curated record. The transcript has 4 exons. Bases 1149 to 1736 code for a protein of 195 amino acids. Lineage: Eukaryota; Metazoa; Arthropoda; Arachnida; Ixodida; Ixodidae.
AUUCUUGGGAAAAGAAGUGUACGUUAGAAUCGUGCAAACACAGUAUGCGGUGCGAAGGUCACGCGGGAACCUGCCGCAAACUCGUAUAUUAUUGAAACCGAUGCCGCAAAUUGCAGAUGCAGCAGAUUUUCAUUUCACGGUGCAGCGGUUUCAUGGUGCAAACAUUCGGGACAACUCGUGUGUCGCGGGAACCGAUAUUGCUUGCGAAGAUUGCGGACCAAAAAUGCGGGAACCCGCUACGAACGCGCUUGUUACGGGAACAAAUACCGCUGAUUGCGGGUGCAGGAGACUCGCAUUGUACGAUACAAUAAACGUGCGGGGUCAAGUUCCAUGUCACAUAAACCAAUACGACACGUGCAGAUCACAGACAAAAACGCUUGAACCCGCUAGAAACUCCCUUGUCAGACGUACCAGUACCGCAGAUAACGCAGUUAAUGUGAUCCCCGUCUGAUGUACGACAGGAAUAGGGGAUGGGCAAUGUUUCGGAAUUUUAAGAUAUUUAGCCUUAAAAAACAGGAUGGGGGACGGCGCCCUUACGGGAUUUUACGGUAGGCCUUACAGUAACACAAUUUCAAACUGUUUCUUUCCUCCGCCUCUUGAGAUAAAGGGAACAAAACCAUCGGAUUGUGAUUGGUAUGGUAUGACUUGAUGCAGGUACAUCUGGCGUGCAGCAAAGGGGGCUCUCAGCUGAACGAUCGCCUGAGCUGGAGACAACCAGCUUUAGUUUACAACCGGAACUCCUCCCUUGCAGCGCUCAGGAUGCCUUAGUGGUAGGCAAAGCACUAAUUACCAGGGACCGACUAGAGCUUGUCAGGAUUGUCGUAAACAACUUAAUGCAAAAGUCAUCACGGCCCCAAAGAGACUGCAUCAGGCGUGUGGCCGAAGAACUUGUAAAGACGUUUCCGGCGUCACUGGAGGAUCGAGGGAUUGACGGACAGAUGAUGGGCACAGGGUAUGGUUCGCUUCUCCGUCAAUUGGAAAACCGGGUUGAAAACCAAAACCGGGGAAAGCGGUUGUCAGCUCCUGAAGCACAGGAAUCGCACCCAUAGAAGAAAAGUUCUAAAUCCUCUUAUGGCUGCUUAAAUUGGCAACCCAGGUCAUCGGGAGGGGGGGGGGAUAUUCAUGACGCAAAUGAAAACAAGGAGUGGAUGAAGAGAGAAGCCCUGAAGGCAACGAAGGAUCUUGACCUGUCCCGGGCAAUGGAACUUUCAACAGCUACAUAUGGUGAUCAAAGAGCGUACAUCAACGGCGUGAAUCCCAUACACUCUGUGAGAGAAGUGAAGGAGGAGUGGCCUCUCCUUUUUCAUAAACCCCUGUUUUAUGCACAUGUGAAGACCCUGCUGGGAAAGAACAUUGAGGAAACUUUUCGUGAAGGACUGAAAUUAUGCACUGCAUUAUUAGCCAGGCACUUUGCAAAGAGCUCAAACAGGGAGAUUUUGUUUUGGACUGUCCAAGCUGAAGAGGCAGAGAAGCGUGGUGAGGCCAUGGCAAAAGAAAAAGUGCUGCUGCCACAAUUUACGUGCUAUUUCAAAGAAAAGACCGAGACCCGGGUGCAGGUACUUGAGGAAGGAAAUAGCAUUAGAGACCUGCUGCCCUCCCUACCAUGCACCCCCCAAGUGGUUGCUGUCGGUGUGCUUACAUGCAGCAUAAAGGUACCCAGGAGGUAUUCAAUUGAAGGGCAGCAAAGACACGAGCAUGGAGGUGCAUCUAGAUGUCCAGUUCAAGUACAAACUUAAUGUAGUAUCUCUUCACACUUAA